This is a messenger RNA of Malus domestica (apple), 2031 nucleotides long. RefSeq lists its product as uncharacterized. The record is from RefSeq and is a predicted model, not a curated record. Lineage: Eukaryota; Viridiplantae; Streptophyta; Magnoliopsida; Rosales; Rosaceae. Gene Ontology annotation, molecular function: catalytic activity.
GUUUCUCUUCACCUCAUCAACUCAAUGAUUACCCAAUAAUCCGUGAAACGAUAGCCACAGAUUAAACCGAAUCAAAAGAUGAAAGUCGAUCGCAGUCACAGAAGAAUCACCGCCGCCGCCGUGAUUUCACUCGUCUUGUUACUCAGUCUCUCUCUGCUGCCCGCACUGAAUCUUCAUCCCAAUGCAAAGCGUGGCUCGUCCAAUCCAUCCCCACCGACAUGCCGGCUCUCCACCGCGUCCCCGGCGUCCUCUCCACCGCGGAUGUGUUGGAAUGGCUGGCGAAGAACUCGACGGAGAGACUGGACGUAAUUGCUCAGUACUGGCAGCUAAUUGCGCAGCCUGAAGAUCCUCGUUCCGGGGAUUUUGGGUACUCGAAAGAGGAUUUGCAGAGGUUUGGAGCUCAGGAAGGUGCUUCUGUUUAUGGCGCCAUAGACGAUGCUGCUAAUCGCAAUGUUUCCAUCAGGCUACUAUCCCACUCUGGUGUGUAUCCCGACUAUACCACAGAGCCAUCCAACCUUGCUUCAGGAAGGCCAAAUGUAAAGAAUGUGACUUUGUUGUUUAGUAAAUGGUGGGGGUCCGGCGUAGUCCAUGCCAAAGUCUGGAUAUCAGAUCGCCGAGACGUGUAUAUUGGAUCCGCAAACAAUGACUGGAAAUCUCUUACACAAGUGAAGGAACUUGGAAUUUAUCUCGUUGGUUGUCCGAAAAUAGCAAGAAACGUUGAGACCUACUUUGAAAACCUAUGGACACUUGCAUCUCUUGAUCCUACAACUCAUACGACAACUGUUUCAGAUAAGCAGUGGCAGGUUAACAGACAAGUUCCUUGCUGGUCACACUUCUUGGAUUCUAAAGCGCGGUGUAGUUCACCUCUUCCUCGAUCGGUGGAGACUCACCAUGUAGCAGGAUACCCUAUACUGAACGAUCCCUACAUGUUCAAAUUGCCGCUGCAGACUCCUGGGUAUAAUGCUUCAAGCUUGCAGCCUCAGUCCAGCUAUCUCUCUUUUGCUCCACCAGAGUUGACAUUUGGUAGGUACCAGGCUGAUGAACAGGCUUGGAUAGAGACUAUUCAUUCUGUAAGAAGUGGAGGAACGGUUCGGAUUAGUACCAUGGACUGGCUUGGUCAGUCCCAGUAUACGAAACCAACGGUUUACUGGUCAUCCCUCUCCUCUGCAAUAUCUGAGGUUGUAUUCUCAAAGAAAGCAACAGUGAAAAUAUUGGUAGCAUACUGGGCACAUUUUAUCAACGGCACAGACCAGUACCUAAAAUCUCUUCUCUACUCCAACGUCCUUUGCUCUUCGUCUACGUAUAACCAUUGCGCUGGGAAAGUUGAGAUCAAGUACUAUGUAGUCCCGGGUUUCAAUUUGACCGGACCUGCCACUGCCAAUGGUACUGACACCAGAAACAUAUACCGGUACACCAGGGUCAACCACGGAAAGUAUGCAGUCAGCGACGUUCGAGCUCACAUAGGCACGAGCAAUCUCAUUUGGGAUUACUUUUAUACAACAGCUGGUGUCAGCUUUGGUACAUACAACCCUGCCAUUGUUUCUCAGCUUCAAGAAGUUUUCAACGCCGACUGGGAUUCCCCCUAUGCCGUGCCAGUUGAAGAGCUGGGAGAAGAGAAAUUAUUAGUCUCCGAGGAAGUACGUGAGUCGGAGAGGAAGAAGCUCUCUCUCUCCUCACAUAGCCUUUUCUGCUCAGCCAAGCUAUGCCCAAUACGACGACGUCCAGGACCUGGUUACGGUGGAGGGAAGAGCUAAAUCGAGAGCAGCAAUUCUCAACAAUUCCAUGGCAGCUCGACUAAAGAGACUGUAUGAAUCAUGGGAGGAUAACCCGGACAUUGGAUUUGUCUUGAUGAAGGGAAGCGGGAGGGCCUUCUGCUCUGGCGCAGAUGCUGUUAGCCUCUAUGAACUAGUUAAUGAAGGUAGCUAUCAUGUAUGGUACCACCAUGGGAGCUGGGGCUGGAAUUGCAAUCCCAGGAAUGUUUUGGGUGGUGACUGAUAAAACUAUUUUUUCGAAUCCAGAGGCUCAGAUAGC